Messenger RNA from Durusdinium trenchii, 468 nucleotides. The record is from the annotation of a GenBank genome assembly. Lineage: Eukaryota; Dinophyceae; Suessiales; Symbiodiniaceae.
AUGAGGAGGCUUUACUUGUUCCACCGGGGCGGUGCUUGGCUUGAAAGAACCGAACUAAUUUCCUGGGACCUCAAGUACCCAGUUCACGCGGGGGACCCGGAACUGCAUGGGCACAAUGGAAUUCGGACGGCUACCAGGUACAUUCGUGAGGGGCGCUAUGCACUGCAGUCAACGUCCCGAAAAGUGACCCUCACCUAUGAUCGACUGGCUCGUGCCGAAUACAGAGCGGCGGGGCCUGGUCGGGGGGGCCGUUUCGAGGAGUGGGCAAUCCGUCCGCGAGUGCCACCGCCUGCUGACGUGGACCUGGAAGAGCUUUCUGAAAAGUCGAAGAAUCCCAGCGUGAAGCCGAUCGCCUGGCCGGAUCAUAACCUCUCGGAGCAGACAUUGAAGGAUUUGGAAGAGCAAUGGAAGGAGCGUGGGCCUUGGAGCCUGGAGCACUUGUGGUUCUCCACCACUGAUCUGGGUUGA